AUGUCAAAUGGUGUAGACAAAUGGAGGUGGAACUUAGACGGAUCUGAUUCAUUUAAAGUAGCAAGCAUGAAGAGAAUGUUAAGUGAAUUCAACCGGGAGCGGCCUGAAAAUGUAUUUGAAUGGUGUAACUGGGUUCCGAAAAAAGUUGGCUUGGUAGCGUGGAGGGCAGAAAAGGAACGGCUGCCGACUGGAUGCGCUCUGGCAGAUCGUAACAUCCCGGUGCAAGACCGUACGUGUAUUAUGUGCGGGGAUUAUAACGAAACCAGUGAGCAUAUUUUUGUUUCAUGUCAAGUGGCACAGGUUAUAUGGCAAAAUGUAGCGUUAUGGUGUUCGAUCCCCCCGGUUAUUGCUUUUGAUUUAAAGGAUAUUCUCUCUAUCCAUGAGUAUUGCUCGAACUCUGCUACGAAGAAAAAGGCGGUAUAUGCGGUAAUAUUAAUAACAAUUUGGAGCAUCUGGAAGUCAAGAAAUGAAGCCGUGUUUCAACAUAAACCGCCGAAUACAACUAAAAUCUUGGACGAAAUCAAAGCGGUGGCGUAUCUCUGGGUGAAGAAUCGAGCUAAGAUGGUGUCUCUUACAUGGGAAGAUUGGAACAGAUUUAAAAUUGGUGGCUAA
Molecule: messenger RNA, 612 nt
Organism: Helianthus annuus (common sunflower)
Lineage: Eukaryota; Viridiplantae; Streptophyta; Magnoliopsida; Asterales; Asteraceae
Exons: 1
Coding region: 1-612 (203 amino acids)
Source: RefSeq, a predicted model, not a curated record